AUGUUCUAGACUUUCCACUUUCCCCCACCUUUUCCAAAUUUUCUUUUCUACCUCACUCAACCACCAUGGACCCCACCACCGUUCCGCCACCGUACACACCACCACAAUCGCCACCACCGCAAAACCCUCAAACCCCCGCCGGUGCAGUAAUCGAAGCCGAUCGGUUUCCAAAAGGCGAGCCCAGUGGUAGCCGGAACAUGAAAAACUUCAAAGCACUUGUGUUUAAGCUCGCCGGACGAUUUUCACCGGCUAAUCAACGCCUCAUUGACCGGAGAUUUGAUGAUAUUGUUCCUGAUGAGCUUCUUGUUCCCGAUCACCCGCCUUAUGAUGAUAUGAUAUUAACAACCCUUUGGGAGUUGAAAGCAGAAGGUGGUUCUAGUGAGGAAGACAUUUCACACUUCAUUGAAAAGGAAUACCAUGAAUUACCAUGGGCACAUGCUACCAUACUAAAUCAUCAUCUUAGAGAUCUUUGCAUGAAAGGCAAGAUUACGAUGACACACGACAAAUACUAUUUGCGUUGUUUGCCAAUCAAUAAGCCCGAAUCUAGUCCUAGUCCUUGCUCAAGCCCCCUGUCAAGCUCUUGUUCCAGCUCGUCGGCAAGCAUUUACACUAGCCCUAGCUCUAGCUCAUCCAGCUCUAGCAUGAGCUGGGGUGGUUCUAAAAAAAGACGAAAGAAAAAGAAUAUCAAGAGAAGAAAGGGUAAGAUCGUUCAGGUGAGUCGUAGGGAUAGUGGCCGGCAAAGGAGCAGAGGCAGGGGUAGGGGCAGGGGUAGGGGCAGAGGUAGGGAAUUCGGGCAGCCGCGUAAUGCUAAGGGUCGUUACGUAGAAGAACCUGAACAGGGAACUGAAGAUCCAAAUGAAGUUACAAGCAUGGAGGUUGAAGAUAAUUCAAAUAAAGAUGGAGAUCUUCCUGAUGUAAUUGCAAAGGUUAGUGAAGAAGAAAAUCCGCCAUGUGUACAAAAUAAUAAAGAGCAGUCUCGACCACAAAAGAAGUAUAAUGUUACAUGGAUCGGUCGGAGAGCGCGAAAACUACAAGAAGACGAAAUAGAUUUUUUAAACGAACUGUUUGAUGAUAAGGUCACUGAGCUGGAAGCUGAUGUCGGCGAUGCUAAAGUAGAUGAACAUGUUGAACAACCGGAGCGGAAAGAAGCUGAAAUUGAUACUCUGAAUGUAGAGUCUGAUGAUGAUGUCACUGUGCUGGAAGUUGAUGUCGGCGAUGCUAAAGUAGAUGAACAUGCUGAACAGCUGGAACCGAAAGAAGAAAAGGGAGCCACGGAUAUGGAAGUGGAACAUAACCGACAAGAAGAAAACCAGCAGUCUGAGAUCGUUGAGAGACAAACUUUAGGGGAAGAACGAGUAAAGGAUGACGAAAAUCUGUUUGAAGAACAACAUGGAGACACAUUUGACGAACAAAUUCAGCCUGAAGAAAACGAAGAGGAAUGUGUUGAAAAGACCGAAGAAUCUGAUGAGCAAGUCGAUCGUUUAACUAAAGAACAAGUAGAGACAAAAGCACAAUCUGCGGAUCUGCAUGAGGAUGAUGAUGUCACUGAAGAACCGACUCAUCCACAAGAACAAUGGGUUGAAAAGGCUGACGAAUCUGAUACGCAGCUCGAUCGUUUAACUGAAGAACACGUAGAGACAAAAGCACAAUCUGCGUAUCUGCAUAAUGAUGAUGAUGUAACUGAAGAACCAAUUCAUCCACAAGAGCAAUGUGUUGAAAAGACUGUAGAAUCUGAUACGCAGCUCGAUCGUUUAACUGAAGAACAAGUAGAGGCAAAAACACAAUCUGCAGAUUUGCUUGUUGAUGAUGAUGUCACUGAAGAACCAAUUCAUCCACAAGAGCAAUGUGUUGAAAAGGCUGAAGAAUCUGAUAAUCAGAUUGAUCAUUUAACUAAAGAGACAAAAGCACAAUCUACGGAUUUGCAUGAUGAUGAUGUCGUUGAAGAAGCUGUUCAUCCACAAGAGCAACGUGUUGAAAAGACUGAAGAAUCUCUUCAAUCUUGCGAACAAGAUCAGUCGAAAAAUGUAGAAGCUGAGUCAGCUGAACAGGAACAACAACAAACCGAAGUAAAUCAGAAAGAAAUCGAGUCAGCUGAUGUCCAACAAGAACCAUUUGUUGAAAUGAUUGAACAAAAAAACGAGUCUUGCAUACACCAAACUGAAACAUCUGAGAAAGAUUCAUCUGAAGAAAAUAACAACCCGGUGAGACAAGAAGAAAAUGCGACGUCAUCAGGUAGUACAAGUGAAGGAUCGAGGCGGACAUUGAGACAAGGGUUGAGAUCGAGCAGCAAGAAAGAAGAAGCAGCUCCAAAAUCCGGUUCCAAGAAACAACCCGAGCUCGUGACACCUGUCCGUCGAAGCCUGAGGUCUAAUAAAACAAUUUCAGACGCAGCUGUAGUAACCGAGGUUGCUGAUCACUCAAAAGAGCAAGUAACACAUUUGGGACGAACAAGAUCCUCCAAGAGGAAAACCGAAAUUGCAGAAGCAGAACAGGUGUCAAACACCCGGAAAACUAGGAGAACUGGUUUAUAAUUCCUAGGACUGUAAGGUAGUGUUCGUUUGACAGAAUGAAAUGGAAUCUUGAGGGAAUUGGAAUGUUGACUUUACUCCUUAUUUUGUUGGUUUCAACAAGAAAAUGAAUUGGAAUUGAAUAACAACAUAAGAAAGGGAAUCUACAUUCUGAUUCUAUCCAAAUUUCAUUCCAUUUUACAAAUCAGACACACCUAAAUUACAAAUCAAAUUUCGAUUUCCGCGCGAAUUCCCAUUUCAAUUCCAUUAGAAUCCAUGUAACGAACACUACCUAAGGUAAUUGAUAUUUAGUUAUGUUGUAGAAUUGCAUGAUGUUGUACUAAAUUUCAUGGGAAGAUUGAUCUUGUUGUAGCUAAUACAGUUGAUGAUGUUUGUAAAGUGUUGGAGAUGGGUAACUUCAACCUGUGUAUCAGUGUAGGUGUAUCCACAUCAAUGUUAUUAAUAUUUUGUCA
Helianthus annuus (common sunflower) is the source of this 2980-nucleotide messenger RNA. RefSeq names its product interaptin. The coding region runs from base 66 to 2531 and encodes 821 amino acids. Gene Ontology annotation, biological process: chromosome condensation; nucleosome assembly; negative regulation of DNA recombination. Gene Ontology annotation, cellular component: nucleolus; nucleus; nucleosome. Lineage: Eukaryota; Viridiplantae; Streptophyta; Magnoliopsida; Asterales; Asteraceae. Gene Ontology annotation, molecular function: double-stranded DNA binding; nucleosomal DNA binding. The record is from RefSeq and is a predicted model, not a curated record. The transcript has 4 exons.